Ostrea edulis (European flat oyster) is the source of this 7923-nucleotide messenger RNA. RefSeq lists its product as uncharacterized. The record is from RefSeq and is a predicted model, not a curated record. Gene Ontology annotation, biological process: DNA recombination; DNA integration. Gene Ontology annotation, molecular function: DNA binding. Bases 5356 to 6375 code for a protein of 339 amino acids. The transcript is spliced from 2 exons. NCBI's taxonomy places the organism in Eukaryota, Metazoa, Mollusca, Bivalvia, Ostreida, Ostreidae.
AAUAUUAUGGAACAUAAUAGCAUUUAUGUUUAAAGCGUAUAUAUGUGUCAUUUGCCCUAUUGGGGACCUCGUAUAACUUUACCCCGUUGGGGGCCUCAAGUUUGUUAGCCAAUCAAUGGCUUGGAUAGGCACGCGAGAGCUUGUGUUUUGCACACGUUAGCCUUUUCAUAUACAUGGGAUUCAGUGAAUACAAAUUGUAAAGCGGAUCAAAGUUUUUUCAUUUUAUUCAAAUCGAAGGAUCCAAAUUUAAUUUCUAUAACAACAAGUAAGUUGAAUGACUGUGCGGAUUCGUUAACUUCAGUUACGUAUCUAUUCGCUCGGUUUGAGCUGGUAUUUUCGGUGAACUUUCCUACAGUGUUGGCGUUGGAGUGGCGUGCGUUUUGUAAACAAUGGCUAAUGGUCAUAUCAUGGAUGUUGUGAUUUUGGGACAUUCCUUCAUCAGGCGAUUGGAUGAAUUCACAAUCAGAAAUAAAAUUUCUAAUCUGAAUUUGGAUGCGGGUGUAUAUUCCGUAACAAUGAGGGGUAAAGGAGGUCUACGUUUAUCGCAUCUAUCCCAGGAUGCUACAAUACUUAGUUUCCCCUCCGCCAUCCCAGAUAUUUGCUUAUUCAAAUCGGGGAAAAUGACAUUAAAGUGAAUUCAGACCCUCUUAAGAUUGCCACGGACAUUGUCGCUGUUGCAAAAAUUUUUACACGAAGGAGUUGGGGUUAAACAUGUGUUAAUUGGUCAACUGCUGCGUCAUUUACCAUACGUUGCGGGUCAGCGUUUCAAUUCCCAAGUCAUCGCCAUUAAUAACCAUCUACGGGUAAUGACAGAUAAUUUACAGGGGUUGAUAUUUUGGCCCCAUCGAAGAUUUUGGCAGUAUCUGUCUUUCCUCGGACCUGACGGAGUUCACUUAUUAUCAACGCCCUCCAAUUGCCAACCUAUGAGAAAGUUCCUUGAGAAGCAUCAGGAAUGCUGUUAUAAUAACAGCUAUAAAAAAAAAAAUUAAAAAAAACUAUUUCAAUAUAUCAGCUGCUGAUAUAUAUCUGAUACAUUCAUGUAAUGUUUGACUUAAAUCUCAUACUUAACCAUUCAGUAUAAUGUUCACUGGAAUCUCAUAGAGUAUUGAAACAUUUAGUAUAAUGUUCACUUAAAUCUCAUGGUGAAGCAUUCAGUAUAAUGUUCACUUGAAUCUCAGAAUUUUAUAUUAUUGAAACAUUCAGUAUAAUGUUCAUCGGGAUCUCAUUUUGAAGCAUCCAGUAUAAUGCUCACUUAAAUCCUAUAUUGAAGUAUUCAGUAUAAUGUUCACUUGAAUCUCAUAGAUUAUUGAAACAUUCAGUAUAAUGUUCAGGGGAAUCUAAUUUGAAGCAUUCAGUAUAAUGCUCACUUAAAUCCUAUAUUGAAGUAUUCAGUAUAAUGUUCACUUGAAUCUCAUAGAUUAUUGAAACUUUCAGUAUAAUGUUCAUCGGGAUCUCAUUUUGAAGCAUUCAGUAUAAAUGCUCACUUAAAUCAUAUAUUGAGGUAUUCAGUAUAAUGUUCACUUGAAUCUCAUAGAUUAUUGAAACAUUCAGUAUAAUGUUCAGGGGAAUCUAAUUUGAAGCAUUCAGUAUAAUGCUCACUUAAAUCCUAUAUUGAAGUAUUCAGUAUAAUGUUCACUUGAAUCUCAUAUAUUAUUGAAACAUUCAGUAUAUUUUCAGUUGUUCACCUAAAUCUCAUUGGAGGCAUUCGGUAUAAUGUUGUCUUAAAUCUCACAUUGAAGCAUUCAUAUAUGAUUAUUAGUCUAUCGUCUGUUGCUGCAUUACCCCUGGCAAUCAUACUAAGUUUGUAAACAUUCAGUGUCAUGUUUACUAGUAAAUGCAUUAUACUGUUGAUAUAUGUUACCCUGGUGCUAUCCUCAACCGAGCAGUGCAUUUAAGUGUUAGACAUUUAGUAUGUGUACUUACAUCACCUAUUAAACAUUAAGUAUGUUUACAUGUCAUGUGUAUCACUGAGAUAUACUGCUUUGUGAAUAGUCAGUACAUGUGUACUUGAAGGUCAUUUGAAACAUCGAGUAUAAUGUAUACAUCUAUAAUUAUUCUCAUCUCCCUUGCUCUGUUGCUAUCCUUCUACUAGCAUUGCAUUUUAGCUGGUAAACAUUCAAUAUAAUGUUUCCCUAAAUAUAUACUGCAUGCUUGCCUUAAAAUCCUGUACAAAUUCUGUAGCAGACAGCUAACAUACAAAGUGUGCAUUAAUGCUGGUGAAUACAUUACAUGAUGGAUAUUUCGUAGUGUUUAGAAACAUUAAGGCUUUAAUGUUCUAAGAUACCAGACUACUUGUCAUGAACUAUUACACAUUUAAAAGGCAGGUCAAUGGUUAAGGAUAUUAUUCCCUCUGUGGUAAUUUUCAGUAUAAUUUUGCUGAAACUUGACACAUUACAUAUGGGUAAAACAUUUGAGUUUUUCCAUAUAUGUAUGAUAUAUGUUUUACAUAUAACAUAACCUGCAAAUUUAAGACAUGCUAAAGGAACAUUUUAUACAUUGUUCUAUUGUCCAGUAAGAUAUUUUUAUCACUAGAAGUGAAUUCAUGCUGUGUGUGCAUUGGUGAGGAUAUAUAUAAUAUAGCUAAUAAGUGGCAUAUUCAGCUUAUUCUUAAUGAACUCGCUUUAAUGCAACAUUUGUGUGAUACUGCUGUUUAUUUAUGUCCCUUCAUUUUCUACCUUGGACGCAAGUCUCGGUGUUCAUUGCUGAUGAGGCUAGUGCAUAUGUCUAAAAAGGUGUACAUAUUUGUAAGCACAGCAGCUGAUUCUCAUCUAUGGAUGAUGUUAGUUCCGUUUUACAUUAUAUAAUACUACAAACUGUAUGAUGGGUGAUAACACCUAUUCAUCUUCUACAGCACAUCUAAUUAGAUUCAGUGCAGCUUACAAUUUUGGUAAGAUCAAUCAUCUCAUUCUGAUAUUUAUUGAAAUAGUAUUUUCAACAUCAGUUGAUGAUAAUGCUAAUAUGGAUGUCAUAAUUUGAAUAUGUUGAGAGCAAAUACUUCAUGCAUAUGUAUUGUAGGGUUAGAAAGUUUUGAUUGUUUGGACUUGUAGAAAGCGUGUUGAAAUUUGAGAAAUCCAGUAAGGUUUAUAGUUUGUGCAUUGGAGAUUUGCACUAAGUGUAAGUGACUUGCAGUUUUGUUUUGUUAACUAGUACAUGUUAACAUCCUCGUGGGUUGAAUCAUUGGUACAGUAACUUUGUGCACUCGCUCAGCAGACGCGUCGCGUCAGUGAUGAUGGCGGAUCAAACGUGCAAGGCGAUGGUGAUAGGACAUUCAUAUGUGCUCCGUUUGGAUGUUUAUUUGCAACGCCCAAGGGAUUGUGUUUUGGCCACACCGUGGAUUAUGUGAGUCCCUGUCAUACAUCGGCCCAGAUGGAGUACACCUGCUAUGUACUCAAGCCAAUGAUCAGCCCAUGAGGAAGUUUCUGCGGAGUACACGCAACGCCAUAAUUAUUAACGCCAAAGAUCUCAGGCCAGUAUAAACACAUCAAAAAUUAAAUGCAAACUUAGUUAUUUUAGGCCUUGCCUAUGUAGGCCAUGGGUGUUAUUGGUGUUUGAAACACUUUAAAAAGCAUUCUUCAAUAUCUUCAAAGAAACAUUGGGUAUAAUGUUUAUUUACAUAAUUACAAAGAAGCAGUCGGUAUACUGUUUCAUUAUUAUUAGGAACAUUCAGUAUAAUGUUUACAUAUUACCAAGAAGCAUUCACUAUAAUGUUUCAUUAUUGCAAGGAAACCUUCAGUAUAAUGUUUUCAGAAUUACCAAGAAGCAUUCAGUAUAAGGUUUACAUAAUUACCAGGAAGCAUUCAGUAUAAUGUUUCAUUAUUGCAAGGAAACAUUCAGUAUAAUGUUUUCAGAAUUACCAAGAAGCAUUCAGUAUAAGGUUUACAUAACUACCAGGAAGCAUUCAGUAUAAUGUUUCAUUAUUGCAAGGAAACAUUCAGUAUAAUGUUUACAUAAUUACCAAGAAGCAUUCAGUAUAAUGUUUCAUUAUUGCAUGGAAACAUUCAGUAUAAUGUUUUCAGAAUUACCAAGAAGCAUUCAGUAUAAGGUUUACAUAAUUACCAGGAAGCAUUCAGUAUAAUGUUUCAUUAUUGCAAGGAAACAUUCAGUAUAAUGUUUUCAUAAUUACCAAGAAGCAUUCAGUAUAAUGUUUCAUUACUGCAAGGAAACAUUCAGUAUAAUGUUUACAUAAUUACCAAGAAGCAUUCAGUAUAAUGUUUACAUAAUUACCAGGAACUAUUCAGUAUAAUGUUUCAUUACUGCAAGGAAACAUUCAGUAUAAUGUUUACAUACUUACCAGGAAGCAUUCAGUAUAACGUUUCAUUAUUGCAAGGAAACAUUCAGUAUAAUGUUUACAUACUUACCCAGAAACAUUCAGUAUAAUGUUUACAUAAUUACCAGGAAGCAUUCAGUAUAAUGUGUCAUUAUUGCCACGGAAACAUUUAGUGUGUGGUUGCAGAGUUAUAUAGAUAUAAACUAUUAGUAUAUAUCUGUCUAUAUUGUAAAGUAGCAGCAGGGCAGAGUGCAAGGCCUGUGCUAUAGAGAUACAUAAAAUGCAAUGUCUAUUACACUGAGAGGCAUUUCAGUAUGAUAUUCCAUUGUUAUCAAUUAACAUGAGUAUGAUUUAAAAGUAGGGAAAGGUUAGCGGUAUGACGCUACUAUUACUACAUAUUUCCCUGACACCUACUUAUGGUACUAUAUUUAUAUUCUUUGAUAACUAAAAACAGCCUCCAGAUUUGGCAUUUAGUUUCUUUCUAUCAAGUUAUAUUAUCUAUAUAUUAUUGUGCCUAGAGGUGUUCUUUGGGCUAUUGAAUUUCAGUCAAAUUCAGUUAUCAUGAACAAUAGCCCUUGUUGCGAUGUACAAGUCCAUUUUAUUAUACAGGCGAACUGCUGGAUGUCAUGUGGUAUACUGUUUGGUGUUUACAGUAGUAUUAGUUUGCCAACUUUCUCACUCAUCAAGUUUGUUGGAAGUUGACAUGCCCCUUUUUUCCUUGAUGCCCAGAUUUACUGUGGUUGAAAUAGAAUGGAGUCAACUUAGCCAAAAACAAUAUUUAGAAAUAAAACCAUGAUUGUGCUGCAAUGUCAUCAGACUGACUAAAAAGCAAUCUGCUGAAAUACGAUCGAUUUUCACAAUAAGCUAAACAAAGCUAUGUUGUAUACAUUGUGUAAGAAUAAUCAGAGAUAUAUUAUGUUGUAUAUGCCUCUUGAAUAAGAUACAUGAAAUAUAGAUCUACAGUAAACAUGUAUGAGUCGAUGCACGCUCGCCAGGUUGCGACACAAAAUUUUGGUCUAGUGUGAGCCCUGGGAAUCCAUAGUGUGGGGGCUACCAAUGUCCUACCUGGACCACAGUCUGUCUCUCCCAUGGACACCCCCAACAUUUCUAAUGUGGGUUCGAUUUUAGAUGUAGUUUUCUCAGACAGCCCGGUUCCAAGCUCCAUAUUUGGAGCAGUAUCCCACCCCGGUUCCGGAACAUUUAUUGCAAAUUUAACUUCAGCAACAGCUCAUAUUCUGACAGCUUCCUUAACACAGGCAUCUCGAGCUGCAUAUAGGCGGUCUUGGGACCUAUUCCUGAAUUACAAACCAGUUACUAACUUACCUUUGCAAGUCUCUGAUGUAUGCAACUUCAUUGGACAUUUAUUUCAAUCCAAUUUGAGUGCAAGCACUAUAUCAUCACAUAUAUCUGCUCUGGGCUAUGUCCACAAAUUGUUCAAUUUUGUUCAAUUUGUAGUAAAGAAACUUCUGCGUGGUUGUCACAAAUUGGCAGGGACUGUAGACUCAAGGCUACCGAUAACGAAAGAUAUUUUAGCAAAACUUAUUGCGGCUUUGUCUCAUACGGUUGCAGCAAAAGCCAACUGCAUAUUAUUAGAUGCUCUGUUUAAAUUAUGCUUUCAUGCAUUCCUUCGCCUUGGGGAAGUGGUUUCAAAAUCUGCAGGAAGUAGCAGUUUGGUGGUGCAGCGGUCAAAUGUCGCCUUUCAAUUUGAGGGUUCUUUACUGAAAUCAGUGCAGAUAGUUCUACAUCAUUUCAAAAAUCAGAAACAUAACAAUCCUUUUGUCAUUACACUUGUGAGCAGCAUAGAUCCAACAAUGUGCCCUGUGGCAGCUCUGCAUCGCUAUUUAUCACAUUUCAAGCAUUCUUCGGGACCCUUAUUCCAGUUCAUAGGGGAAAACCCUGUUACAUAUUCUUAUGUCUCCACUCAACUCUAUGCCGCUGCAACCUUUGCUGGUCUGAACCCAAAGUUGUACAAAGGUCAUAGUUUUAGAAUAGGUGCUGCUACAUAUGCCACAAGUCUGGGUUAUUCUGAGAACCUGAUCAAACAAUUAGGCAGAUGGAACUCUAAUGCCUUUCGUCGCUACAUAAGAAUACCUGCGUUCAACCUUUAACUUAUUUUCUACCCCAUCCUCUGAUUUUUUUUUUUACUUGGUAGUCAGGGCGCAUUCAGGUUCAGCAACAACCUUUGGCAGGUCAGUGUCUAACUGCUGCUAAAGACUGCAUCACUUGCGUGCAUAUAUCAAUUGAAAAUUUGGGCAGGUCAGUGUCUAACUGCUGCUAAGGACUGUAUCAAUUGACUGUUAUAUCAAUUUUAAGACUUCGAGCAGGUCAGUGUUUAACUGCUGCAAAAAGUGUGGUACUAUGUAAAUAUUUAAACAAAAUAGGUUUUUUGCAAGUUGGUAUCUGUUAUAUUUUCUUUGUAGUAAUUCUUUUUUGCAAGUUGUAGAGAAAUUUUUUUCUGUUUUAUAUGCUACACAUUGGUACUGUAUACAUUGUUAUAUGUGGUUGGUGCAAUAUACCUUACUGACUCACUUAGUUACGCUAUCCUUUUAUACACAGAUAUGUCCAAAGUAUGUCUUGUUAUAUACAAUAUCCUUUAUGUUCUAGCACAGGAAUGUGUCAACUUUGGUAACCAUAUACACUGUUAAUUGCAAUCGGGUCAGUAUUUAACUGUUCAUGUGUGAUAAAUGUUUAUUAACUCUCCACAGUCAAACUAGUUAUUUCUCUCUGCUCACCUUGGAUGACGCCGAUAUGAUACUGUGUUUCAUAUCUUGUGGCCUUAUUUGUUCGCCAUCUUUUUGCUCUGGGUUUGUUUUGAUGAAUUUUUAUUUGUCAUCUUAUAGCGUAGCAUUAUUUAAGUUAUUUUGUCUUCUUUGGGGGAAAUCAGACUUUGAGUAAUUUAGCUUUGCAGGUACUUUCAUGUAGAAUGUAUUAUCUGAUUUCCCCCAAAAUCUUAUGUUGAAGAUUUCUUUCGUCAUUUGGUAUUGUAAUAAAUGACAAAUUUUCAAUCUCAAUCAUUCUUUGUUCAGAUUUUUUAUGACAGCAAAAACGAGCUACGGUGAGCAGAGUUUGGGUAAUAGAAGCUGAUAAACAUAAAAUCAAUAUUAUGGAACAUAAUAGCAUUUAUGUUUAAAGCGUAUAUAUGUGUCAUUUGCCCUAUUGGGGACCUCGUAUAACUUUACCCCGUUGGGGGCCUCAAGUUUGUUAGCCAAUCAAUGGCUUGGAUAGGCACGCGAUAGCUUGUGUUUUGCACACGUUAGCCUUUUCAUAUACAUGGGAUUCAGUGAAUACAAAUUGUAAAGCGGAUCAAAGUUUUUUCAUUUUAUUCAACCCUCCACCACCCCAACUUUCCGUCCUCAAUAUGGAGGUUUACUCCAGUGCUAUGCAAUCUUUUUAUAUAGGCUUUUAAUCAUUUGGGUUGGCCUUAUUUGUUCGCCAUCUUUUUGCUCUGGGUUUGUUUUGAUGAAUUUUUAUUUGUCAUCUUAUAGCGUAGCAUUAUUUAAGUUAUUUUGUCUUCUUUGGGGGAAAUCAGACUUUGAGUAAUUUAGCUUUGCAGGUACUUUCAUGUAGAAUGUAUUAUCUGAUUUCCCCCAAAAUCUUAUGUUGAAGAUUUCUUUCGUCAUUUGGUAUUGUAAUAAAUGACAAAUUUUCAAUCUCAA